AUAUAAACACUCUUUUAACCUUUUAUAUAUCAAAAUCACCACAUUACCGGAACGACCAACAGACCAAGUGAAAAGCUAACGAUAAUGUCUCAAUUCUCAAAGAUGGGUUUGGUCAAAGUCGCUUCCUUUCUCUUGGUGAUUCUAUUUCUCAUCAAUGGUGGUUCCUUCACCACUUUCACCGUCGUUAACCAAUGCAAUUACACCGUCUGGCCAGGACUUCUCUCCGGCGCCAGAACCGCUGCCUUAUCCACCACCGGUUUCUCCUUAAACUCGUCCAAGUCACGAGUCAUCUCCAUACCCGCCUCCUGGUCCGGCCGCAUAUGGGCUCGCACGCUCUGCAAUCAAAACGCCACCACCGGGAAAUUUACUUGCGUCAUAGGCGACUGCGGCUCUUCACAAGUAGAAUGCUCCGGCGCCGGAGCCAACCCUCCGGCUACACUAGCCGAGUUCACACUCAACGGCUCCGACAAUCUUGAUUUCUACGACGUCAGCCUUGUGGACGGUUACAACAUCCCCAUGAUGAUCUUACCACACGGCGGAGCUAAUGGAGUCGGUAAAUGCAACGCCACGAGUUGUGCGGCUGAUCUCAACGGCGUUUGUCCUGCUCAGCUGAAAGUAACGGUUGAUGCAGUGGCAGUGGCGUGCAAGAGCGCUUGCGAAGCGUUUGGAACGCCGGAGUAUUGCUGUAGCGGCGCGUUUGGAACGCCGGACAAGUGUAAGCCGAGUGAGUACUCUGCUUUCUUCAAGAAAGCUUGCCCUACGGCUUAUAGUUAUGCUUAUGAUGAUGGCACAAGCACCUUCACUUGCUCCGGUGCUGAUUACGUAAUCACUUUCUGUCCUCCUUCUCCAAGGUAA
Raphanus sativus (radish) is the source of this 855-nucleotide messenger RNA. RefSeq names its product thaumatin-like protein 1. Bases 85 to 855 code for a protein of 256 amino acids. The transcript has a single exon. Gene Ontology annotation, biological process: defense response. The record is from RefSeq and is a predicted model, not a curated record. Gene Ontology annotation, cellular component: extracellular region. NCBI's taxonomy places the organism in Eukaryota, Viridiplantae, Streptophyta, Magnoliopsida, Brassicales, Brassicaceae.